UGGGCGUGGCCGGGGCGCCCCUGGCGCCAGCGCUGGGAAUCCCCGUGCGCUCAGUGCCGUUUCCGCCAGGGCUGCUGCUUCUGCUGCUGCUGGCAAUUGACUGUUGCUGCCGAAGGGGGAGGGGCUCCGCUUGGCUGCCUGCCUCUCGCUCUCUCACUCUGAGGCCGAGAGCGCGCGCUCCUUCGCCCGCCUGCCCACUAGGAAAGACCGUGGCGCCGGACGGGGCCUAGUGCCGGGGGCCCGGGUGACGGGCCGGACAGGUUUCCCCAUGUCCGUGACGUGUUGGCCGAGGCUCCGCGGCUGCUCCCCGCCCUUGGAGCUGCCACUCGCUACCCUUUGGACUCCGUGAUCCCUGACAAACGUCAUGAGCAUUGCAAUCCCUCUGGGAGUCACCACACCAGAUACAUCUUAUUCAGAUAUGGCUGCUGGAUCUGACCCUGAGUCUGUGGAAGCUAGCCCAGCUGUUGGUGAGAAGAAUGUGUAUGCAAGUCACGGCUACGGGGCUUCCCAGAGGCACAGCUACCGAGGGCUGCCUUAUGCAGAUCAUAAUUAUGGAGCGCCUCCUCCUCCGACCCCUCCUGCUUCUCCCCCUGUCCAGACCAUCAUCCCUCGUGCAGAACUGAAUGGCUUACACUCUCACGAUGAAGAGAAUUCUGGUGACACAGAGAGUUCUUCAGAGUCAGAAUCUAUUCCCAGCUGGUGUCACUGUAGUCUCUCCCAGGAUGGCUUCCUCAUCAAAUGUGAGAAGUGCAGGGGAAUCGGCAGGGGGAAAGUGAUCAGGCUCCACCACCGGAAGCAAGACAACGUGUCAGGUGGAGACAGUAGUGCUACAGAGAGCUGGGACGAGGACCUCUCUCCCUCCACAGUGUUGUACACUGCUACCCAGCACACUCCUACAAGCAUCACUUUGACAGUCAAUAGGGUCUGCAGAACAAAGCCCAAAAAAAGGAAAAAGAAUACAGAAAGAGCUCGUACGGCACCAAAGGCCAAAAAAAUUAAGGCUUUUAGAGAAGGUUCACGGAAGUCUUUGCGGAUGAAGAAUUCUCCUUCAGAAGCUCAUGCCCUGGAUGAAAAUACAGCAGAGGGGUGGGAAAACCGCAUAAGGCUGUGGACUGACCAGUAUGAAGAAGCUUUCUCUAACCAAUACAGUGCUGACGUACAAAAUCUUUUGGAGCGUCAUCUAAAUGCCAAUAAAGAAUUUGUGGGCAGGUCUGCUGUGCUAGACACAAUCAAUAAGACAGAGCUGGCCUGCAACAACACAGUCAUUGGAUCCCAGAUGCAGCUACAGUUGGGAAGAGUGACAAGGGUCCAGAAGCACCGGAAGAUCCUUAGGGCAGCUAGAGAUCUGGCUGUGGAUACCCUUAUUAUUGAGUAUCGUGGGAAAGUGAUGCUGCGGCAGCAGUUCGAGGUCAAUGGGCAUUUCUUCAAAAAGCCGUAUCCCUUUGUGUUAUUCUACUCAAAGUUUAACAGUGUUGAGAUGUGUGUGGAUGCUCGUACUUUUGGUAAUGAUGCCAGAUUCAUCAGGCGUUCCUGUACACCAAAUGCAGAGGUUCGUCACGUGAUUGCAGAUGGGAUGAUUCACCUGUGCAUAUAUGCUAUUACAUCCAUUGCCAAGGAUGCUGAAGUCACCAUUGCCUUUGACUAUGAGUACAGUAUCUGCAACUAUAAAGUGGAUUGUGCCUGUCACAAGGGAAACCGGAAUUGCCCUGUGCAGAAGCGGAGUUCGAACACUGUGGAACAGCUACCUCCACCUAUUCUAGACACUUUGAUUGGAGCAGAAACGAGGCGUCGGAAAGCCCGCCGGAAGGAGCUGGAACAGAGGGGUGCUGCAUCAGAUGAGAACAGCAAUCCACAGACAGAGGAAGUCCCUGAGGGACUUGCUGCAGCUAGUGACAACGAGGCUGCAGAUAAAGUAGAGAAGCAGGAGGAAGAGAAAGAAGCUGCUGCAGAUGAACAGGAAGGCCUCACUCAGAGUAGAAGAACACGAGAAGAUCGGAAAGUAGAAGCCAUCAUGCAUGUGUUUGAAAACAUGGAAAAAAGGAAGAGAAGGAAAGAUCUACCAUCAGAUCGGAGCAGCACGGAUGCAGAAGUGGUGGUUACAGCUGAGACUCCUGAACAAGAGGAAGUAAAACCUGAGCCAAAUGAAACUGAAGAUAGCAGUGUGAAUUUAAGAGUUCCUGUGCCAAGUGCCCCUGCCAAUGUCAUCAGCACUGGAGUGAAUACACGGAGGUCUUCACAGGCUGGGGAGACAGGAACAGAUAAACCAAUAUCUAAAACGGCACCGUCAAAGCCAACACGUCCACGACCAAAAAGUCGUUUUUCCCGUUAUCGGAGCAGUUCAGCACAGCGACUAAGAAGGCAAAAGCAAGCCAGCAUCCAACAGUCAGAAAUUACUCAAGCAGCUCCAGAAGAAGGAAAUGGUGCAAACACAGUAACUUCAGCAGAAGCCAGCAGCAUAGAGGGUCCAGGAGAAGGGAAACUGUUGUUGGGUUCUGACCCAGCUGUGGCUGCAGUUGCUGGAUCACAGCCCUGCCGAGUGGUACUCAAGUAUCCUAAAACAAAAAAGUACCUAGUUACAGAAUGGCUCAAUGACAAGGCAGAGAAGCAGGAGUGUCCCAUUGAGUGUCCUUUGCGUAUCACCACUGACCCAACUGUGCUGGCUACCACCCUCAAUAUGUUGCCAGGCCUUGUCCACUCACCACUCAUCUGUACCACACCUAAACACUACAUACGUUUUGGUUCUCCUUUCACCCCAGAAAGGAGAAGGCGAUCGUUUCAGCUGGAUGGCAACUACAGCUCAUGUAAAAAGCGCUGGAUGAAGCAAGCUCUGGAAGAAGAGAUGACUCAGCCCUCAGCUUCUUCCCAAGAGAAUAGGGCCCAGUGUCUAUACCAAAGCAGUGAGAGCAGUAGCACUUCUGGCAUCUGCAAGGAAAAUGCAGAUGUACUGAGUCCUCUGAAGAAGUGGAAGUCUCGCUAUUUCAUGGAACAGAACGUUAACAAGUUGUUGAGGCCGCUAUCCCCUGUCACUCCCCCUCUUCCUGACCCCUCAGUUCCAGACUCGCUGAGCCCGCAUCUCACCACAUCCUCUUCAUCUGUGCCAGGAGAGGAGGAAUGCCGUAGUGGCUGUGGCAUGAUCUUCUCGCCGAUUCCCUCUUUGGCUACUAGUCGUUGCAAUACUCCACUUCAGUUUGAGAACGUAUCCUCCCCUGAGAGUUCCCCUGCGCAUAGGCCCGAGUCCCUGUCGCCCGAGCUCUGCCUCAGGACGGACCUUGACAUGUCGAAGGCGGGGUUCCUCGACACCAGCACUAACAGCAACCUUGAGAGGCCCUUAUUGUUGCAGCCUUCAGGGCCUUCAGAUCCAGCAUCCCAGCCUUUGGAGACCAACUUCCCAGGAAAAAGUGGGGAAGGUCAGACACUGCUAAGAAGCUCGGACCAGGCUUUUCGGACGGAUUUUAACUUAAUGUAUGCCUUCUCUCCUUUGAACGCUAUGCCCCGGGCAGAUGGUUUGCUACGGGAGUCUCCCCAACUGACUGAUAGUAAGCCUCUGAAUCCAGAGCAGGGCUGUUGCAAUUCUCCUGCAGAGGGAUACUUUGGCAGACAUGAGCAGGCAUUGCUGAAAGAGGUCACACAUGGACCCAUACCUCCCUGUGGGGAGAGAACAUGUGAUGGGGUCAGAUCAGCACCCCAAAACCCUCCACAGAGGAAAAAAGUGUCUUUGCUGGAGUACCGUAAACGAAAACAAGAAGCCAAGGAAGGAGGCGAUUCUGCUCGGUGCACAGGGACACCUACCCGACUAGGUGGCAGCUGUUCUGGGACAGAUGUGGAAACUGGUUCAGUGCCAGGCUCAGGAGCCCGCACACUUUCCUCACCCCAACAUGGCUUCUCUCCCUCACAUUCCUCCCUGUCUCACCUAGAGGAAGUCAGUCCGCCAGAACCAAGGGGGAACACACACUGCAAAUCACAAGAUAGCAUCAGUAGUAGAUGGAUGGUGCCCACUUCAGUGGAGCGACUCAGAGAAGGCCGAGGCAUUCUGGAGAAGGUUUUGCGUAGUAGUGCUAAAAUAUGCCAUAGGGGAGAGCCCUCACCCACACGGGAGAGCAUUGGAGAGAGAGAAGUGGAUGCCAUGGAAGGGGACCCAGCAGACCCCCUCGGUUCUUCCCUUAAGGGACCAGCUGUUUACAGUCCUUCCCGAUAUAGCUACCAGCUCUUACAGUCUGAUAGCCCACAAGCAGAGUCACAGAUCCUUCUUCAGAGCUCCUCUCCAUACCGAGGGCACCCCAUCCCAUCACCUGGAUACAGCUACAGGUCUCAGUCCCAGAGAACGGGGCAUCUUCCACCUCUCAAUUCCUCGGAAUCCUCUCUUUCUUCCACCCCCUCGGUAUCCACGGACUCUUCAACAAUGUUUGCAGGGAAUUCUGGGUAUUAUUGUGGCCAGCAGCAUUCUGGUAGUGGUGCUCUGAAGAAGAGCUGUCCUGCACCGGCUGCUCCCAGCCCUAUCCAACCCACAGUCGCCGCAGACUCUUUGCCCUCUUCUGAAGCAGGGUCUCACCCUUGCAUGGGAACUGCUGGCUGCAGUGCUCCUCCUCCACCACCACCCCCUCCUCCUCCACCACCACCCCCGCCUCCUUCAUCGUUGUCCUCAUCAUCAUCUUCAUCUAGGCCCUCUCAGUCAGACUUGCGGACUAUCAACCCUCCCUCCUCUGGCCCACCUGCUCUCUAUCAAAGCUCCAGAACCCCUGCCGCAGCACUUUCCAAUUCGCAGCACUACUCCCACCGAGGAGGAGGAAGCAGCAUCCAUCAAUACAGACUGCAGCAGCUUCCAGGGUCGGGCGUAAAGACUCAGACCGGUCUUUCCUAGGGCAAAGCCCCCUGCUGCCCCCAGCAGCCGCUUCUAGGGGAGUGUUGCUGGAAAGGCAAGAGGCUGAGGCUGUACCAGAGAGAGUGAAAGAGAGUAUACUGCCAGCCACCCUUGGCUUUGGAAAGAGGAGACAGUGGUAGCAGCAAAGCCUGUAGCAAAGCAUCUCCCUGAUGCCUGAGUAUGCUGUAGAAAGCAAAUGGUGCUGAGUAGCCUGGCCUCUGUCUCCUACCAGUGCCCUUAGCUGUAGUCAUCUGGGCAGGUAGGAAAGCUUGAAUAUGAAACCAGUGCAAAUCAAAAAAGAAAAAGAAAAAAAUAGGGGAGAGGGAUAUGGGGGAGGGGGGGCAUUAUUCAAAAUCCCAAAGUGCUCUCUGCAGGGUUGGGUUCCCAGGAUAUUCUGGGUCAGGGAGGGUGGGAGGUGUAGUCCAUUCUGAUCAUUCCAGUUGCAAGCAAGAGCAUUUAUGGUGUCCAGGCUCUGGUCAGAGAGCUAUGGGAUGGGGCUGGUAGCAGUGUGAGUGUGUGUAUAUGUGUGAGAGAGAAUGAGUGAGUGAGAGGGCAAAGUGUGCACGAAGGUGUCCCUAACACUGUCACUGCCGUGAGUAUACUGAAGAGGACCAUGGGCAAGGGGUACUUUGGCUUGACUGUCCUGGAGUCUGUUGGAAGAGUUUGCAGGUGAUGAUGAGAGGAAAUACCCAGCUUGGUGACGGUGCUGCUGCUACUGUCCAAAGUAUCCCCAAGUAUGUGAGAGAUGACUGCUACCAUCCCUUGAGGUCCAAGAACAGUUGCCAGUUCUGCUGGGUGCUCUAUCCAAUUCCACACAGUUGCCAGCUUUUCUCACUUGUUUACUAUCAAGCGUGUGUUUUUAUUUAUCUGAUUUUAUAUUCAGUUAUAACCGUAGUAGGCUAGCAAAUAUCAGGCAGGUCUAACCCCAGUGCUGCCCAUGGACCUUCUCCUUUCUUCUUGGAUAAGAUAAUGCCGUGAGCAUGUCUUCCCUCAUUUCUCAGAUGCACAGUCUCUCUUUUUGUUUGUUUUUCUUUUUCUUUCUUUUUUUUUAAUUAGGACUGUUACAAGGUUUCUCUAACUCACUGAAAUCAGGUGUUCAUUCAGCUUAGGGGAGACUUAAAAAAAUUAUCAAAGCAGAGAAGAGUUUAAAUAAAAGCCUUUCCUCAAAGUGUCUGGCUGUGAGCGUGUUGGGAUGGAACUUGUCACCCGGAGCACGGGUGUCCUGUAUACUGUAUAAAAGGGUGUCAACUUCACUGGGCUUUGCAGCCUCUCUUUCUGUCAUGCUGCGCAUGCCUUGCUGGGUGAGCAUUGCCAGAGAGGAUCUUGGAGAGCAGCUGGUGAACAUGAAGGACUCUCCUGGACGUGCAGGGUGCUGGGGAGGGGGGCUGCAGUGCUGCCCUAAAGCGGGGUUGUACACUGUGCUGUAACAUUUGAACUUUCACAAGAGAUGUAAUAAUUUUGAUAAUAAAAUACUUAACUUGAAAA
Sceloporus undulatus (fence lizard) is the source of this 6343-nucleotide messenger RNA. RefSeq names its product SET domain containing 5 (gene SETD5). The transcript has 24 exons. The coding region runs from base 365 to 4858 and encodes 1497 amino acids. NCBI's taxonomy places the organism in Eukaryota, Metazoa, Chordata, Lepidosauria, Squamata, Phrynosomatidae. Gene Ontology annotation, molecular function: protein binding. The record is from RefSeq and is a predicted model, not a curated record.